Molecule: messenger RNA, 1892 nt
Organism: Aspergillus aculeatinus CBS 121060
Lineage: Eukaryota; Fungi; Ascomycota; Eurotiomycetes; Eurotiales; Aspergillaceae
Exons: 1
Coding region: 234-1526 (430 amino acids)
Biological process (GO): GPI anchor biosynthetic process
Cellular component (GO): Golgi membrane
Molecular function (GO): glycosyltransferase activity
Source: RefSeq, a predicted model, not a curated record
UUCUUGUUCUUCUUCCUCUUUCUCUUCCUUUUUAUCUCUCUUCCAUCCUCGCACUUCUCUCUCUUUCUCUGCAAUUGUUUUCUUUUUUGUGUCCCUCGUUCUCGCGUUCUCGCUCUCUCCCACUUUUGUCGCCUUUAAUAUAUAUCCUGCUCCAAUUCCCUCCUCUCCUCCCACCCCCGCCACCGUCUACUGACAUCCCUCUCGUCGCUCCAAUUCCUCCCAGCAUGUGACCAAUGGCUUUCCACCAUUUCAACAGGAAGCAGAGGCUUCUGCUGAUCGCCUACGCCAUCCUCUUUUCAUUCCUCCUCCUCCUUUGCCGCUUCUGGUCCCUCCGCGACCCGGGCUCCCUCUUCUUCGAAUCCACCGAAGGCUAUCGCCCCAAAUACAGCCUGACUCGCAUCCAGGAAUCGCUCGACUACCUGUCCGUCUACAACCAGACCGGCAUCAGCUACCCCUUCCCGCCCAGCGAAUACCAGCCGCCGAAGGACAAGACCGCCUGCGUGGGGAUCGUGACGGUGAAACGGCCGCUGCAGCAGAAUCUCGGCACGACGGUCGCCUCGAUCCAGGACACGUUGACGCCGGAGCAGCGGCGCGCGCUGACCAUCCAGGUGCUGUUCGCGCUCAGCGACCCCGCCGACCACCCGGACUACAACCAGACGUGGCUGUCGACGAUCGUGGACGAGGUGCUCACGUACGAGACGGUGGACGCGCCGCACGUGACGAUCGCCCGCCUCGAGAAGCAGAAGGACAUCAAGCGCAAGUCGCUGCUGGACUACCGCCUGGGGCUGCAGGCCUGCUACGACCGCAGCGACGCCCCCUGGAUCAUCAUGCUGGAGGACGACGUGGUGGCCCAGCGCAACUGGUACGAGCACACUAUGCAGAGCGUGCGCCGCAUCGAGGACGGCCGCCAGCGCGGCCUCCUCCCCACGGACUGGCUGUACGUGCGCCUGUUCUACACGGAGAAGUUCCUGGGCUGGAACUCGGAGAGCUGGCCCGUCUACCUCUUCUGGAGCGCGUUGACCGUCGCCGGCGUCGCCUGGGUGGCCCUCGUCGCCCGCCGCAAGGUCCGCGCCACCCAGGGCGUGCUCACCAACCCUUUCCUCCUGGUGGUCUGCUUCCUCUGCGUUCCCGCCCUCAUCGGCCUCUUCUUCAUGACCGGCCGCGUCACCUGGUUUCCCAUGGAGCCCGGCGUGCAUGUCAUGAACGCGCACGGCUGCUGCUCCCAGGCCCUGCUCUACAACCGGGCCCACGUGCCGGAACUCCUGCGGUACCUGGCCGAACGGGAGGACAAGGUCCCCACCAAGGCGGUGGACAGUGUCAUCGAGAUGCUGGCCGGGAAGGAAGGGCUGGACCGGUUGGCCAUCUCCCCCUCGCAGAUGCAGCAUGUCGGCGCCGUCUCGUACAAGGAGAAGAAGAAGACGUGGAAGUGGGAAGGCCCGUAUCGCGUCAAGGGCGCCCACGGCGUCUGGAGCAUGGGCUUUGAGGAGGCAUAUAUACGAGACUCGUAUCGAUGGUUUGAUAUGUGAAUUUUCCAGAGCCACCUUCCCGCUGGGUGGAAGGUGUUCUCCGACCAAAAAGCGUAUGGGGAUCCGUCAGCUUUGCCCCAUUCCGAAACUCAAGUGCAAGCACGGAGGAAGCGAUCUUAUAAUGAUAUAUGUGGGAAUGACUUUUGCGUUUUUUUUUUCCAAUUCGACUUUCGGAUGUUAAUAUGGAAAUCAAGGACUUGUGUAUAUGAUAGGGGGUACCGCAUCGGGGUCACCAUGUAUGGCUUUUUUUUUAUUUUUUAUUUUUUUUGCCUCCAGCGAUCUUUGUUCUUGUGAUACUAGUGCAGUUUCCUAGAUAGAGUACAGACCGAAAUUUACAUCCGGCUGGCAUGACAUGCAUGCCGUGUU